This is a messenger RNA of Oncorhynchus nerka (sockeye salmon), 1927 nucleotides long. RefSeq names its product neuronal membrane glycoprotein M6-a. Gene Ontology annotation, cellular component: filopodium; axonal growth cone; neuronal cell body. Bases 459 to 1223 code for a protein of 254 amino acids. The record is from RefSeq and is a predicted model, not a curated record. Gene Ontology annotation, biological process: neuron projection development. NCBI's taxonomy places the organism in Eukaryota, Metazoa, Chordata, Actinopteri, Salmoniformes, Salmonidae. The transcript has 7 exons.
UAUGCUUAAGACAUUUCAAGGGAAGGGGAGUUUGAUCUCUCCUCUCCCAGUCCAGUUAUGUGCUUCCUGGUGUUGCGGUGUCUAGUAAUGGACAGGAGGAGUUGAUCAUCAUCAGAAGAACAGAAGGAAUGAGACCAGGGGCUGCCGCGCUCUGAGAGAGAGAGAGAGAUACGGGUGUGAGAGCUGAAUGAGAGGGAGGGGUGUGAGUGCCAGAGAGAGUAGCGAGGGAGGGGUGUGAGUGAGAGUUUGAGAGAGGCGGCACAACACUGAGAGCAGACUUCCCUAGGAGCUGCUCACUGCUACAACGCCACAACUCACAGCUAGGGGACAAAACACACCCCAACACACACUCACACUGUACACACACCCAGCCGAGAGGAGGCUUUAUCCACUUCUGACCGAGAGGCUUUGUGAAAUUUCCGUGUAUUGAAAUCGAAGUGGACACAAACCCAGUCACAAUGGAAGAGAAUAUGGAAGAAGGACAGAAUUCAAAAGGAUGCUUUGAGUGCUGCGUCAAAUGCCUGGGCGUCCUCCCCUAUGCCUCUCUCUUCGCCACCAUCCUUCUGUACGCUGGGGUGGCGCUGUUCUGCGGCUGCGGGCACGAGGCCCUCUCUGGCACUGUCACCAUCCUGCAGAACUACUUCGAGGUGGUCCGAGCUCCCGUGGAAACCCUGGACGUCUUAACCAUGAUUGACAUCUUGAAGUAUGUCAUCUACGGCGUGGCGGCGGCAUUCUUCGUCUACGGCAUCCUGCUGAUGGUGGAGGGCUUCUUCACCACCGGCGCCAUCAGGGACCUGUACGGAGACUUCAAGAUCACCGCCUGCGGACGGUGCGUCUCCGCCUGGUUCAUUAUGUUGACCUAUAUCUUCUUCCUGGCCUGGUUGGGUGUGACAGCCUUCACCUCGCUGCCCGUCUUCAUGUACUUCAACAUCUGGACCAUCUGUCAGAACACCACCGUGGUGGAGGGGGCCAACCUCUGCCUGGACCUGCGCCAGUUUGGCAUGGUAACUAUCGGGGAGGAGAGGAAGGUGUGCACGGGCUCCGAGAAGUUCUUUAAGAUGUGCGAGUCUAACGAGCUGGACAUGACGUUCCACUUGUUCGUCUGUGCCCUGGCCGGGGCUGGGGCUGCAGUUAUCGCCAUGGCGUCAGCUGCCACGGUCCUCAUCCGUAACAAAGUCCUCCUGACGUCUCAGAGUCUGGGCAAAUACUGCACCCACUUCUGACGGGGGCCUAUCGGUUGGCCAAUCAUCUUUACCCCUGACCUCAGUGGUCUCAGUGACAUCACUGUACGCCGUCAGGAGCUGAGAGGAGCCGACCGCCUCGAUAUCAACAUGGCCGAACUGAACUCUGAACCUCGGAGCUUAGGGGUCGCCCCCAAAGCAUCGCCAGCUCUGUCAUCGGUCACGUCACAUGAUUCUGUUGUUUUUCACUAAAAUAUGCUUUGCUGGCACCACUGAUUCUAAUAACCAAGCUCCUCUGGUUGCUAUCGAUAGGUAUGUUGAUAACCGAGCUCUCCUGUCACUCCCCGUUCACCUGACUAGCACAAAUGCUAACACAGUCGUAACAGACAGAGAGCUCACUAAAGAAUAAGGUUGAUCAACUAAUCCAUCCCUUAAAGUUUGGUUGGUUUGUUUUGGUUUGAAACCAGUGAAGGCACAGUACCACUAAACGAUCUGCUUUGGGCUUUUGGUUACAGCUUUGUCUAAUCAUCUAACUAACUCUGUUUCAGCCUAAUUAAUGAAUCAAUAAACUCUGCCCUGAGGUAUAGGCUCGGUCGAGGGGUUAACAAUCCUCCCACUAACAUCCCUGUAACCCAUGUGUCCCUCUAAUACAGGUCCACUACCUAAUGGUACUGUCUGCUAACUGGGCCUACGUGAAGGACGCGUGUCGGAUGCAGAAGUACGAGGACAUCAAGUCCAAGGAGGAG